AAGUAGGGAGGGAGUAAGUACAGUGUGAAGCAUAACUCUGGUUAUGGCGAUGGCUGUAGCUAUGCAAACUCGUCACUUUCGGACAGCAGCAUUUAACACUGCAGGAACGGGCUGGAGGUCCAGCCACAGCAUCGCGCUCAAAUCCCAAUACGACGCGCUUAUAAUCGGUGGAGGGCACAAUGGACUAAUUGCUUCUGCAUAUCUGCAGAAGGGAGGCUUAAAAACAGCAGUUCUAGAGCGCAGAAGUGUACUCGGUGGAGCUGCAGUGACUGAAGAGAUCAUUCCAGGUUUCCAUUUUUCCCGGGCCUCCUAUCUCCUCAGUUUACUGCGUCCUCACAUAUAUCAGGAUCUGGAGCUCAAGAAACAUGGGCUGAAGGUAUACAUGAGAGAUCCCCAUGCAUUUACCCCCAUGCUGGAGGAAGGGGUCAGGGGGCGGCCACCUCGCUCUCUUUUACUAGGCAGUAAUCUGGCAAAGAAUCAGAAAGAGAUUGGAAAAUUCUCAGAGAAAGAUGCAAAGGCUUACCCUGACUAUGUUGCACAUUUGGAGAAGCUGGCAUGUGCAAUUCACCCACUCCUUGAUGCACCACCUGUAGACAUCCCAGGAAUUACUGAGGGGUCAUUGAGGAAAAGAAUAGCAGCAAUGAGGAGUUUGAAACCUUUAGUAAAAUCUGGGCUGAAAUUGGGAAAAAACAUACCAGACUUCUAUGAACUAAUAACAGCCCCAGCAAUGAAGGCACAUAGAUGGUGGUCAGCAUUUGGCACCAAAAGCAGGAAUACAUGGACCCAACCUUCCUUGUGUCAACUCCAGGCUGGUGGAGGUGGUGUAAUGGUUUUAAAUCACUGGUUUGAGUCUGAGCCACUUCAAGCAACAUUAGCCACUGACUCCGUGAUAGGAGCUAAUACAAGCCCUAACAACCCGGGUAGUGGGUAUGUCCUUUUGCACCACAUAAUGGGUGAGCUGGAAAAGGAGAUGGGGGCCUGGGGUUAUGUCCAAGGGGGCAUGGGUGGUGUCUCCAAGUCCAUUGCUAACUCUGCAAGCUCCCUUGGAGUAGAUAUCUUUACUGAGCAGGAGGUUAGUCAAGUUCUGGUUGGACCAGAUCAUACUGCCAAAGGUGUUGUGCUGAAAGAUGGUACUGAAGUUCACAGUAAAGUAGUUUUGUCCAAUGCUACUCCAUAUGCAACCUUCAAACAUCUUACUCCACAGGAUGCACUUCCUCAGAAGUUUAUUAGUGCUAUUGAUCAGAUUGAUUAUACCUCUCCUGUCACCAAAAUUAAUGUGGCUGUGGACAAACUGCCAAAUUUCUUGGCAGCCCCUAAUACAACUGAUGGAAAACCAGGGCCACAUCACCAGUGUUCCAUUCACCUGAACUGUGAGAGUGUGGAAAUAUUAGAAGCAGCAUAUAAGGAAGGCCAACAAGGGCGCCCAUCCUCAAGACCUAUGAUGGAGAUGACUAUACCAUCUGUGCUGGAUCCCACACUCGCCCCACCUGGCUGUCAUGUGGUGUCUUUUUUCACACAGUUUACACCUUACUGUCUGGAAGGUGGGCGAGCGUGGACAGAUGAGGACAGAGAGAAAUAUGCAAAUACAGUGUUUGAUUGGGUUGAACGUUAUGCACCUGGAUUUAAGCAGUCAAUAGUUGUCAAAGAUAUUUUGGCUCCUCCUGAUCUAGAGAGGGAAUUUGGUCUCACUGGAGGGAACAUUUUCCAUGGUGCAAUGUCAUUGGAUCAGCUUUAUUUAGCAAGACCUUUGCCCUCGAUUGCACACUACCGUACACCAGUCAAAGGCCUCUACUUGUGUGGCAGCGGCAGCCAUCCUGGUGGGGGUGUGAUGGGUGCUGCUGGAUGCAAUGCUGCUCUGACUGUCUUGGCUGACUUUAAACAUUGAUGACAUGAUGACGUGUCAGCUGGGUUUGACACAUGUGGAGUUCCACACAACAAAGAAGUUAUAGCUGUCUGAGAUCCAAAACUAAUAAGCUACAACCCCAAUUCCAAAAAAGUUGGGACAGUAUGGUAAAUGCUAGAUUUGUAAAUGUACUUUGACUUGUAUUUAAACGUACAAAGACAAGGUAUUUGAUGUUUUACCUAAUCAACUGCAUAGAUUUUUGAAGAUAAACAUUUAUUUUGAAAUUGAUGCAUGCAACACGUUCCAAAAAAAGUUGGGACAGGGGCAAUUUAGGAUUAAUAGUGAUGUGACAAGUUGAAAUAAGAAGGUGAUGGGAAACAGGUGAGGCAAUCAUCUAAUCAUAGUAUAUAAGGAGAAAAAAGGCCUCCAAAAAAGGUCUAGUCCUUCAAGAGCAAGGAUGGGUCGAGGCUCGACAAUCUACCAACAGAUACGUCAGCGAAUAAUCCAACACUUUGAGAACAUUUCCCAAAGACAAAUCAGUAGGAUUUGGGGCAUUUCACCUUCUACAGUGCACAAUAUAAUUAAAAGAUUCAAGGAAUCUGUGUAAAGGGCAAUAGGUGCAUAAAGGGCAAGGUCGAAAACCACUUCUGAAUGUGCGUUAUCUCCAAUCCCUCAGACAUCACUGUCUUAAAAACCGUCAUGAGUCUGUAAUGGAUAUUCUGACUUGGACUCGGAAAUAUUUUGGUAAACCUUUGUCAGUCAACCACUGCAUCCACAGAUACAAGUUAAGCCUUUAUUAUGCAAGGCAGAAGCCAUACAUCAACACUGUCCAGAAGCACCGCCGACUUCUCUGGGCUUGGUCUCAUGUGAGAUGGACAGUAGCACCGUGGAAUCGUGUUUUGUGGUCAGACGAGUCAACAUUUCAAAUAGUCUUUGGACAAAACAGCCGUCGUGUUCUCUGGGCCAAAGAGGGAAAGGACCAUCCAAGCUGUUAUCAGCGUCAGGUCCAAAAGCCAGCGUCUGUCAUUGUAUUGGGUGUGUGCCAAUGCCCAUGACAUGGGUAACUUGAACAUCUGUGAGGGCAACAUUAAUGCAGAAAGAUAUGUACACAUUUUGGAGCAAGAUAUGCUGCCAUCCAGAGCAGGACAAUGCCAAACUACAUUCUGCCCGGAUUACAAGAUCAUGAUUGCGUAAGCAGAGAGUGCGGGUGCUAGCAUGGCCGGCCUGCAGUCCUGACCUGUCUCCGACUGAGAAUGUGUGGCACAUUAUGAAGCCCAAAAUAAAGCAACAAAGGCAGUUGCACAGCUAAAGAAAUGCAUAACGGAUGAAUGGGGGAAAAUCCAGCUUGCUAAACUUAACCAACUGCUUUCUUCAGCACCCAAACACUUAAGUGUUAUUAAAAGAAAAGGUGACAUUACACAGUGGUAAACAGUCGACUGUCCCAACUUUUUUGGAGUGUGUUGCAGUCAUCAAAUUUGAUAUGAGUGUAUAUUUUAAAAAAUAAAUUAAAUCCACAAAGUAAAACAUCAAAUAAUUAGUCAAUAAUGUGUUUUCAGUGUAGUACAGAGUGAAUUGAAUUUUCAAAUGACUGUUUGUUUUUAUACAUUUUCCAUACUGUCCCAACUUUUGCAGAAUUGGGGUUGUAAAUUAAAAUAUUUCUUGAGUUAAAUUAAAAUAAUAAUUUUAAAAAACACAAUUCUGAACCAAUACAGGAAGUAUUGACUUAUCUCUCAAUAAUAAUGAUGGCAGAAUUUUGUCAAAGCACUUGGUCUCUUGCUGCUUACGUUCAUUGUGCAAGCUCAACUUACCCAGACUCUUAUAUCACACAUACAGUCCUAAAAGUUCUGCUUGGACUCAUGAUCUGAUGAUCCAUUCAGCCAUUUUUCAUAACACAUACUACACAGGGUUGAGGGGGAGCCUGGAGCGUAUCUCGGGGCACAAGGCGGGGGCACCCUAGAUGGGGUGCCAACCCAUUGCAAGGCACAAUAGCACAGACAUUCACACACCUUACACACUAUGGACAAUUUUGGAAAUGCCGGAGGAUAGCCAACACUACUGUGGAUGAUUAAAAAAUAUGCCAAUGUUAAAUAAUUCAAUGUUCAAAAAUAAGCAACAUCAUCUCCCAAGAAUUUCUCUUGUGAUAAAAAUGCAGUGUUUCUUGUUUUAUCUCAUACCCUGCCCUUGACAUACUAUGUGAUCUUUCUGAAAUGGGCUCUACGUUCCACAGUAUUUCAACACAAAUGAUGUAAAUAUAGAAGGAAUCUUUUAUGGCAAAAAAUUUGAUGAAUUAGAAAUUGACAACUUGAUUGGCCAGGCAGUAAAAAUCCUAAUGGUUGAAGCAUGCUUCAGAUGAAUUUGAAAGAUAUUUUGAUUAGGUAGAUAUCCAGGAGGUUUAUAAUAAUAAAGAUUCUCACAGAUAGGGGACAAAUCAAAUUUCCUGUAAAAUUAAGACAUUUAUUGUCAUCAUUGUAAGUGACUAUCAGUGGUGUAGUACAAUGAAGUUUAAUAAGAGGGUGUAUGCUGUGUUUGCCUUCAACUUGAUCUACUAGUCUAUAAAUGACAUUGGAAUUUAUACACCUCUCUAGCUUUAUGUCAAUUAUAAUAAUAAAGAGAGCCCCUAGGA
This is a messenger RNA of Ictalurus punctatus (channel catfish), 4466 nucleotides long. It is a transcript of the gene pyroxd2, whose product is annotated as pyridine nucleotide-disulphide oxidoreductase domain 2. Lineage: Eukaryota; Metazoa; Chordata; Actinopteri; Siluriformes; Ictaluridae. Gene Ontology annotation, molecular function: oxidoreductase activity. The record is from RefSeq and is a predicted model, not a curated record. The coding region runs from base 44 to 1885 and encodes 613 amino acids. The transcript has 17 exons.